AUGAGAUUGGUUUCGAUCCUUCUGUGCCAUAUGCGGCCAAAUUUGGUGACAUCCCUCUGGCCAGCCCCAAUGGUGAGAGUGCAGUGCUUCCAGUCAGGAUACCAUGCUGGUUUUUUCAGUUUUUCCAAUGAAGCAGGCCUCACCGGUGCCCCUGAGUUGGAUAAAAGUCAACAGCUUCUGGGAAAACUCUUGGCCUAUGGCUUCUCAACCAGCGAUGAACCAUUGCGCGCUCACUGCUCCUUGGACAAUGCCAUUGGCAAUGGGGAAGUGCUGUACUUGAAGGGGCAACUUCGGGUUGUGACAACCUUGGCGUUUCUCGCAGUGGUUCACCAGAAGAAUGUCGACAAAGAGGUGCACUCAAGCCUCCAGCAUGUCAUGGCUCUUGGCGUCAAGCUGACUGACCGGACGGAGGAACUGUUUUGUGGCAGCAGUUGCGGCAAAGAUUUCCUUGACGCCUUGUUCUACAACUUGCGUGUGGGCACCAAGGGUCAGAUCCGAACUGCGCCCAGUGCUGUCACAUGGGUGAAUUCUCUGAUGGAACUGGCUAAGACAGGAGACAAAGAUUCUCAGGCAACCAUAGCAGCCUGGAAUGGGCAGGCUGCAAAAGCAGACCGAGUAGUGGGCAACCAAUUCAUGACCGUGAAGAACUUGCUUGAUAUGAAUGCAGAGUGUCGGUCCAUGUUGUUUGCGUACAUCAACUCGCCCUACAACGAAGAUCUUUUGAGCAGCAAGAAAAUCCAGCUUGGGUCGAGUUUCAAGACAGCAAAGAUUGGGAAACAGAGCCCUUGGGCUGGACCUUGGAGUCGGGUCACGAAGGAUGGUCUUGCUUUGUGGAUCCAGUUCUUGGGUUCGAAGUGGGACAAGCUUCCUGCUCACCUUCGCAAGAAACCGACAAAAGCAGAAGGAGAGCAACUGCUUGAGCAAUGUUACUUGUCUAAAUUGUUUGUGAAUUUAGUGCUUCA
This is a messenger RNA of Durusdinium trenchii, 962 nucleotides long. The record is from the annotation of a GenBank genome assembly. Lineage: Eukaryota; Dinophyceae; Suessiales; Symbiodiniaceae.